AUGGAGUCGGAACCACUAUUUGGAGAGAGAAGAACACAAACCAAAGCUUUUGAAUGGAUUGUUGGUCUUGGUGUUACCUUUUUCACAAUUUUUUCAGUUGCAGUUGGCGUUUAUUUUGGUAUAAAGACAGCUCCAAGAUAUUUAGUGUUGGUGGUUUCAUUGAUAUUUGUAUUCCUUUCAACUGCUUUAUUAAUCAAAUGGUACAGAGACACUGAUGAUAUGAUUAAUCCAAAGUUUAAGUGGUUGGUUGCUUUAUUACUUUUAUGCACUAUUUUGGUUGGUAUUGCCGUCAAUGUUUCAGUUUGGGCUAAGCUUCCACCCCCACAACCAGUAUGUAAUGGAUUAUAUUUAACAAGCAGUCAAACAUGCAUUCCAUACUAUAACAAGACUGCAUGUGCUGAACCAUUGGGAUGUUAUCAAAUCGAUGUUGGGGCAAAACAAAUUACAUGUAUCAGUUGUUACCCAUCAUGUGGUAGUUCUGAAUCUAGUAGCAGCGAUGCUCCAGUAAACGGUACACAUAAUGGAGAAAUUUUAGAACUUGAUGUCGUUUUCUAA
Molecule: messenger RNA, 555 nt
Organism: Cavenderia fasciculata
Lineage: Eukaryota; Evosea; Eumycetozoa; Acytosteliales; Cavenderiaceae
Exons: 3
Coding region: 1-555 (184 amino acids)
Source: RefSeq, a predicted model, not a curated record